Molecule: messenger RNA, 447 nt
Organism: Colletotrichum truncatum
Lineage: Eukaryota; Fungi; Ascomycota; Sordariomycetes; Glomerellales; Glomerellaceae
Source: RefSeq, a predicted model, not a curated record
AUGGCACACUUCAGCCGCCCUAUCUUCUACCUUCUCGCUACUUUUAUUCUUUUCUGCGGGCUGAGCGCCGCACUUCCCUCUCUUACGGGUGAUUUGGAACCCCGCUGCUGGCGCAAAGCUUGCGAUCAUUGCGAGCGCUGGACUGUGACUGUCGACCACCCUGGCAGCUGCGACAAAGUCAAUCGCGACGAUUUCAAAGUUGCAGUCGACAGUACCUUCUCCCUCUACUCCGGAAAUUGCAGAGGCCAGGAAGCUGCCUUCAACACUCAAGCUGUCCCUGGCAUCCGGGGUUUGGCCUGCAGAGUCACCAUCAACUUCCCACGUGGCAAGAAGGGUGUUGACUGGGGUGGAUUGAUUGGCUCUUAUCUCAUCGGCACGAGGAGCUGGGCCGUUUCUGGUACUCAGAACAGUGGCAGCGUUCAUUGCGCUGGAGCUUGCCAGUGGUGA